CAGGCUCGCAUAUAAAAGGACAGACCUUAGUAGUCCUCAGUAUCAAGCCUCAUCUCUGCUAAGAUGGCAUUCGCUCUUCGUGUGUUCUUCCUCCUUUGUGGGAUCAGUGGACUGAUGUCUGGAGUUUCUUCUACUUCUCUUCCAGUUAAAAAUGGUGGUGGCUGCUGUCCCAAGGGCUGGACUCAGUUGGAUGGUUACUGUUACAUCUUCCGCCACGAGACUAAGCCAUUCGUCGAAGCUGAGAAAACUUGCAAAUCUUUGGGUGGGAACCUGGUCUCCAUCCACAGUUACCUGGAAAAUCUUCUGGUUCUUGGACUGAUUGAAGAGGAGAAUGUAGAAUUUGCCUGGAUUGGACUCCAUGAUCCUGUUGGGCACGGAGUCUUUCAAUGGACCGACGGCGCAUUCUUCGGGUAUGAUAAUUUCCCCAAAGGACAGCCGAAUGAUAAUGGCGACUGUGUGGUGAUUUAUAGAGCAGGUGAUUGGUUCGCUAAGGAUUGCUCCUUCCCGAUGCCAUUUGUGUGCAUCUUGGAUACAGACUGCUGCGGUGGCCGCUAAUCAGCCCUCGUACCCAAUGCCUGUCCUUCAUCGCAAUGAAUAUUCUGAGACUACGUUAAACUUAAGUGGUGUCUUUGUAUCUCUGGGUUCACUAUCAAGUCUUCUUUGUGUCUUCUUCACUCGUCAUUGUCAAUUCUAUCAGCAUUUUUGAAACCUCAAAGAUCAACCCUUUACUCAAUAAAGAAACCUGUCCGCAUCAUAAA
Messenger RNA from Nerophis ophidion (straightnose pipefish), 758 nucleotides. RefSeq names its product low affinity immunoglobulin epsilon Fc receptor-like. The record is from RefSeq and is a predicted model, not a curated record. Bases 64 to 555 code for a protein of 163 amino acids. NCBI's taxonomy places the organism in Eukaryota, Metazoa, Chordata, Actinopteri, Syngnathiformes, Syngnathidae. The transcript is spliced from 7 exons.